CCGGCUCUCAUGAAGAAGAAUGUGGAGGCUGAAGAUUGCGGAGGGUGGCAACAACCCUUUCCUGUUUAGCACGAACAACUUCGUGGGAAGGCAAGUAUGGGAGUUUGACUCUAAUGCCGGUACACCUGAAGAGCUAACCGAGGUUGAAGAGGCUCGUCAAAUAUUUUACGAGAACCGCCAUAACAACAGGAACUGCAGCGAUCUUCUAUGGCGACUGCAGUUUUUAAGAGAGAAAAAUUUCAAACAAACGAUUCCCCAAGUGAAGGUGAAGGACGGUGAGGAAAUGUCGUAUGAGACGGCCACAAUCGCGAUGAGGAGGGCCGUCAACAUCUUUACAGCCUUGCAGGCCAGCGACGGCCAUUGGCCUGCCGAAAAUACUUGUGGAAUAUAUGCACUUCCUCCCAUGGAAAUUGCAGUAAGUGGUCGGAUCUCUCCGAAAAACACCAAGGUCAAUAGGAUCUCGCUGGAAAACAACAAGGAUUGGUCGAAACCCACCGCAAAACACCAAGACUUUUAUGCCACUUCAAUUGGACAGCCAUUCUUUAUGCUAUCUACUUGGAUUGAAGAUCCAAAUGGGGAUUACUUUAAGAAGCAUCUUGCUAGGAUACAUGAUAUCUUAUGGGUUGGAGAAGAUGGAUUGAAGUUGCAGGCUUGCGGUAGCCAGGUUUGGGAUGCUAGCUUUACCAUCCAAGCUUUGCUCGCUACUAAUCUCAGUGAUGAAAUUGGACCUACCCUUAUGAAAGCACACAACUUUCUAAAGAAAUCCCAGGUCAAGGAUAAUCCUCCUGGAGACUUUAGAAGGAUGUUUCGUCACAUUACUAAAGGGGGAUGGACGUUCUCUGAUGAAGAUCAUGGAUGGACUGUUUCUGAUUGCACUGCAGAAGCUUUAAAGUGUUGCUUGUUGCUAUCUAUGCUGCCACCCGAAAUUGUUGGUGAGAAAAUGGAGCCUGAAGAGUUAUAUGACUCAGUCAAUUUCAUACUCUCUCUACAGAGUGAAAAUGGUGGUGUACCAGGCUGGGAGCCAGCAACUGGUGCGUCGUGGUUGGAGCUUAUUAAUCCUGUAGAAUUUCUUGAGGACAAUGUCGUUGAGCAUGAGUAUGUUGAGUGCACUUCAUCAGCAAUACAAGCAUUGGUUUUGUUCAAGAAAUUAUAUCCAGGGCAUAGGAAGAAAGAGAUCGAAAUUUUCAUCAGAAAAGCUGUACAGUACCUAGAAGACGAACAAAAGCCUAAUGGCUCAUGGUAUGGGAUUUGGGGAAUUUGCUUCAUAUAUGCAACCUGGUUUGCACUUGUAGGGCUAGAAGCUGCUGGUAAGACUUAUAACAAUUGUCUGGCAACGCGAAAAGGUGUAGAAUUUCUACUCAAAACACAAAAUGAUGAUGGCGGUUGGGGAGAGAGCUAUCUUUCAUGCCCAAACAAGGAAUAUACGCCUCUUAAGGGAAAUAAAUCAAAUUUGGUGCAGACUGCAGUGGCUUUGAUGGGCCUAAUUCAUGCUCAGCAGGCACAAAGAGACCCUACUCCUCUUCAUCGUGCAGCAAAACUAUUGAUCAAUUCUCAAAUGGAGAGUGGUGAUUUCCCCCAACAGGAGGUUAUCGGAGCAUUUAUGAAGAAUAACAUGCUGCACUACGCACUUUUCAGGAGUACCUUCCCAUUGUGGGCACUUGCAGAAUAUCGCAAUCAUCUUUCAUUUUCUAGCAAACCUAUUUAAACUAUACAUCAUAGAUUAUAAGGUGUAUGGAAUUAACAAAGCAACUUAUGAAGCAAGUUGAUGAACUAUGUUGUAUCAAAGUCUAUAUACAUAGUCCAAGGUACAAGGACAUGCAACGAAUUAUUCAAAGUCCAUGCAUAUAGUCCUAAGUGAUUGAGACAUAGCAUGAAAAAGAAUAAACAAGUAAAUGAUAAAGGUCUAUGAAAAUACAUUUUCUAGUCCAAUAUUUUCUUAA
Molecule: messenger RNA, 1940 nt
Organism: Corylus avellana
Lineage: Eukaryota; Viridiplantae; Streptophyta; Magnoliopsida; Fagales; Betulaceae
Source: RefSeq, a predicted model, not a curated record